UUUGCGCGUAGUUAUAGUCAUUAGCUCAACUCCUUCUUAAGUGCAACUAUACCAUGAUAAAAGUCGUUUUUCUCAUUCCCUGGAUCACUCUCUCUGUGUUGACAGAGCUGAGUGCUGCAGUCAGUUCUGUUGAUCAGUUUGCGCUGAAAGGAAAGUCUAUUAAUCUCACAGUGGAAGGACUACAAACAGAGAAUGUCAACAGACUUUCAUGGAAAGUAAACUCAACGAUUAUACUGGAGUACGACCUGGAGGAAAAGAAAAAGAAGUACUUCGGCAGUUUUAAGCAGAAGACAAAGUUUAACCCCACAGACUACUCUCUGUACAUUAAGAACCUGACGGAGGCAGACAGUGGUCUCUACUCUGUUGAAAUUAUGGACAAUUCUGGGGGACGCACUGAUCACACCAAGUAUAACUUACAUGUCCAGGAAGCUGUACCCAAACCCAUCCUAAAUCUGAUGUUACUCCAUCUCAACUCCUCUGGAACAGUUUGCAAUGUGUCAGUGAACUGCUCAGUUGGACACAGCUGGGUCUCCUGCACCUGUGAUCAGGACCAGUGUAAACAUGUGGAACUCCAGUCAGAUGUGAACAUCAGUGUUACUGCUAACAAGGGUACCAUCACCUGUACAGGCAGCAAUCUGGUCAGCAGUGCAAACCAGUCAAAAGCGAUGGAACCUCUAUGUGUUCAAUCCCCCCUUACAGGUUCCUCUGCAUUCAUGGGUAUCAUUGCAUCCGUUUUGGCAGUUUUCGGGGUUGUAUUAAUAUGUGUCAUAUCGCUGGUUAGAAGAUCCAUGAGGUCUUCAAGCCAUUCUGUAUCACAGGUAACACUCUUGACUUUGAAAUUGCUAUUUAACAUUUUUUGUAGCUCUGUAUUUACUUGCAGACACACAUAGACAAAAGUUAGAAUGUGUGCAUGCUAUAGCUGGCAGUGACAUGGCCAGGACAGUAGGUUGAUCCCAAAAAAGGGGGUAUUAUUAAAAUAUGAAGGGGACAUUGCCACUUUAUGUUUAGAGAAAACACAAAAACCUAAACCUAAAACACACAAAUAAAGCCAAAAAGGGAAGGGAACCUCCAUCCCACACCCACCAAAUGGUCUCCUUUGUCUUCAGACCAGCUGCUUUAAUGUUUCUCUCUUAAUGGGGAGCAGCUGGUCAUCAUUGUUCGGUUUGAACUAGUGGUUGGCUAUGGGGAGCUAUCAGUCAACUGUCAGUACAACCCUUCCCCUGCCAGGAUGGUACCACCCACCAGCUAACAAUAUUUUGAUCAAUAUUUUAGAUAAUAUUUUUUCACAAACAGAUACAUGUUCAUUAUGUGAGCUGUACAAUCCAUCCAACCGUUAUCAAUAACUGUUUGUUCAAUGCAGCUUAGUGUUGGUCUAGAGCCUGUCUCAGAAGAAUGGCGUGUGAGACAGGGUAUACCUUGGAUAGGAAUCUGCCUACUCCACAAUGACACAGACAUUGAUUGACUGUUACACACAAAGUACAAUUUAGAGUCUCUAACUGACCUGAGACAUGUCUCUGCCUAAAUCACAGAAAUUAGUCAAACUGGACACUGUUAUUAAUAAUACUGUAUUCACUUUAUCUCUUCUGGAGAUGAGACCACUGGUGCGUCACAACUCCUGGACUGUGGAUUCAGACAUGGGUUCUAAUUGGGCUCAGUCUGUGUGUAGUUUAAAUGUUCUGUCCUUGGUCUAUAUGGUUUCCCCCACAGUCCAAAGAUCUGUUUCAGGUGAACUGGUGAUUCUAAAUUGCCCUCAUUGUGGGAGUGAAUAUGUGAGUGAGAUCAUCCAUGAUGAACUGGGGUCCUGGCCCUAGUGUACCCUGCCUUGUGCCCCAUGGAUCCCAGGACAGGCUCUGGUCCACUGGACGUUGAAAGAACAAAUUUAUUUCCCUCUUUUGUUGCAGUUUGCUUAUUUCCAGCAUGUGUCAUGUCUUCCAACAUGUGUAAAAGCAAAAAUACUUUUGGAAGUACUGUAACUGGUGCUCACUCACUUGCAAUCUUCUGUUUUACAACCAUUUCUCAGUUCUUUCCCAAACUUAAAACAAAAACAGUUAGAAAAGUCUGUGUUGAAUUGAUACAUAUUCUCAAAAUGUACCUAAAACAAAUUUUACAGGAAGACCCUUCAUGCAUAUUUAAGAGCAUACUGACAUACAAUAUACACUGAUUCCAUAGAUUGUUGUGUCACACUUAGCAGUAUAAUGAUGUAAAUAUGUCUUUAGGUGCAGUGGAAUGAUGUGUCAUAUUUACACCUGAUAUAAUGAUGUCUUUAUAAAUGAUCUAUUAUAGAAUACAGUGUCUGUGCUGUAAGUGCAUCAUAACAGAGCUUAAGAAAUAGUUUUUUGUAUCUGUAUCAGAUCAUACUUAUGUGCUUUAUGAUGUAAUUGUGUGUUUGUAAUUUAUGUGCUGCAGAACAUCGGAACUGAGCAAAACACUAUAUACUCCACUCCGGAGAACCCAAGCACACACUGCCCUCUAAAUGUCAACCAAGAGACUGAUCAAACUGUGUACUGCACUGUGAUGCAGAGAAAUAACCAAGGGUCCAACGCUACAGUACCUCCAAGCCACGAUGGUGAUAUUACUAUAUACAGUAUGGUGAAAAAAUGACCUGGACCUCCUAACUUGAUGUAAGGGUUUAAAGCAUAUCAACUGUGACACAGAGUGCAGUUUAGUAGGUUGAAUGGUAGGGCAGCAGGUAGCUCUCACCGCACCUGGACCGUCUGAGUGAUACUGGAUUCGAAUCCAUCCCAGUUUGUAUGGAGUUUGCAUGUUCUCCCAUAUUCCAAAGACAUGUUUUUUUUGGAGAAUGUCUUUUGCGACCCUGUAAUGGACUUGAUUCUGUUGGUCAAAGGUGGAAUGACAGUACAGGGUUUAUGGCCCUAUCAGGACACCAUGGUUUUGUAUUAAUUUUAGUUAUUAUAUUUUGUCAUGUCUUAUAAAGGUGAGCUAUGCUUUAUUGUUAAAGGUGUUUACAGAGAAAGAGAGAAAUUGGGUUCUAACCUUGUUCAGUUUGUGUGUGUGAGUUUGUAUG
This is a messenger RNA of Scleropages formosus (Asian bonytongue), 3025 nucleotides long. RefSeq lists its product as uncharacterized. Bases 54 to 890 code for a protein of 278 amino acids. The transcript is spliced from 4 exons. The record is from RefSeq and is a predicted model, not a curated record. Gene Ontology annotation, cellular component: membrane. NCBI's taxonomy places the organism in Eukaryota, Metazoa, Chordata, Actinopteri, Osteoglossiformes, Osteoglossidae.